AUGCAGAAGAUGCUGCUUGGAGGCCAGGGCAAAGCCUGUAACAUGGGCCGCUGUGUGACCACAGCUAUCACAGGAGGCAUCACACAGCUGAGAGCUUCAUCAGCUCUCCUGUGUCUUCAAGACAACUUCUCUGUUGUUGGUGUUGAGGAGCUGGAAAACAGCAGCAAUGAGGACAAAGCAGUGCAUACCUGUGGUGCCAAAUCCUGUUUUUGUGGGAGGAUUUUUGACUGGAUGUCUCCAUGCGAAGCCUUUGGAGUCAUGACAGACUUGUGGUUAAUUUCUGUCCCUUUGGACAAGACCAGUAUAACCAGUGUGGAGAAACUCAAGCGCACCAUAGCCAAAACACAUCUGGCAUCCUGCUGCAGGUUCUCCAUUCCUGAACUCAAGGUGGGAAUACUGGACAGUCUGCUCAGCGUGUCAGAUGAUCUUUCCAAGCUUGACACACUGACUGAGAGUGUGAUUAAAAAAACACAUCAGUGUAUGAGGGAGGUGAUGGAGCAGUCUGAUGACAAAGUGCUGGAGAAUGCCUUAGCCAAUGGAGUUGAUCUGAUGAGCUAUGUGACCAAGUUUCAGUGGGACAAAGCCAGGUAUCCCACAGCUCUGCCUUUGUCCAGCCUAGCAGACAUCAUCAACAAGGAAGUUUCAUUAAUGGAGGCCGAGCUAAGAUCCCGAACUCUCGCAUACAACAGUGUGAAGUCCAGCCUGCAAAGCCUAGAGCACAAAAACCAAGGGAGUUUACAAACUUGCAGUCUGAAUAGCAUAGUGAGGAAAGAAGACCUGGUGGUGUCAGAGUACCUCACAACUCUUCUAAUACUGGUCAGCAGAGGGUGCUACCUGGAGUGGGAGAGAUCUUAUGAGUCUUUUUCUCAGUUUGUGGUUCCUCGCUCUAGCAGGAAGUUGUACGAAGAUGCAGAGGGAGGAAUUUUCUCCGUUACACUUUUUAAAAGAGCUGUGUCCGAAUUCAAAGCCAAAGCCCAGGAGAGCAAGUUCAGCGUGCGUGAUUACAGUUUUGAUGUGGAGGAGAAGAGGCAGCAGGAGAUGAAGCAGCUCAGUGUUCACAAGAAGGAACAGUAUGGAAUCUUUGUGCGUUGGCUGAAGGUGAAUUUCAGCGAGGUGUUCAUUGCCUGGAUUCACUUAAAGGCUUUGAGGGUGUUUGUGGAAUCAGUCCUCAGGUACGGGUUGCCAGUGAGCUAUCAGGCUCUUCUGCUGCAGACAGACAGGAAGCGCUCAAAGAAACUGAGAGAUAUACUCUCAUCACUCUUCAUGCAUCUGGACCCAACUGCAAAAGCUGGCAAGACAGACGUGAGCUUUGACAUCCCAGGACUGUGUCAGCAGGAGUACUCCUCCGUCAUCUGCUUCAACAUCAACAUUAAUCUGCUGGAGAUCAGCUAGCAGUCCGUAGAGGAGGAAAGAGGCACAAAGACACUAAACAACCACGAGGAGCCUGUUGUUCGGGCAGUCAGAGCCAGGAAGACCGAGACCUUUGACUCUAAAUAAAGCUCAACUAGUGAAGAGUAUAUCCAUGAAUAAAUUGGUUUUCAACAUUUCUCAUGAGCUGGAAACAACUGUGGAGCUCUUCUGACAGUGCUGUAAAUAUUCUGUGAACAGUGGAUGAACUUGGUCAUCAAAAUAAGAGAAGCACAUGGAUUAAACUUUAAGAUGAGCUGCACUUGGAACUCGAGAACCACUGACUGUAAAUGUUCAUGUUAAUGUACAGCUUUAAGUAUUUAAAAUCAUUUCUUCUACACAUCCAAAUGCCAUCUAAUAAUGCAGAUCUCAUCAGUCACAGUUGAAAAAACACUGUAGACACUUUUCAGGACAUUAUACAGUAUACUUUGUGAAGGGAAGGCAUAUCAUGACGGUAUAUAUACAGCAUCUUACCUCUUUUAACUUAUUUUAGAUCACAGUGUUUUCAAUGUAAACCUACCAUCUAUGAAAGGAGUACCAGAAUACCUGGUUAAAAUAACAGAAACCUCAGUAUAAAUAAACGUGAGCCAUGGCUUUGGGAAUCAAAGUUUAAAUGUUGCUCAAGCAGGAUCCUAAGAUUCGUAGAGGUGGUCUUACCCAUUGUUUUCACAAAUGUAUAAUUAUAGAGGUCAGUCAGAGAUCCAUUCAUUCUAUAAGAAUCUCUGUGAUAUUCACCCCUCCUAACCUCUCAUACUUUCAUCCAAAAUUUGCCACAAUUACAUUAAAAAUUUUGCCGCAAUU
Messenger RNA from Cheilinus undulatus (humphead wrasse), 2208 nucleotides. RefSeq names its product V-type proton ATPase subunit C 1-B-like. The record is from RefSeq and is a predicted model, not a curated record. Gene Ontology annotation, molecular function: proton-transporting ATPase activity, rotational mechanism. The transcript is spliced from 15 exons. NCBI's taxonomy places the organism in Eukaryota, Metazoa, Chordata, Actinopteri, Labriformes, Labridae. Gene Ontology annotation, biological process: proton transmembrane transport. Gene Ontology annotation, cellular component: lysosomal membrane; vacuolar proton-transporting V-type ATPase, V1 domain. The coding region runs from base 1 to 1392 and encodes 463 amino acids.